Cotesia congregata is the source of this 357-nucleotide messenger RNA. The record is from the annotation of a GenBank genome assembly. Lineage: Eukaryota; Metazoa; Arthropoda; Insecta; Hymenoptera; Braconidae.
AUGGAAAGGCUAGAUGAGGAAAGGGAGGAUAGAAAAAAGCAGUUAAAAGAACUCAAGACAGAGUUUGAAAAGAUAGAAAGAAAGAAUGCCGAGCUAGAGAGAAAGAUAGAGAAGAUAGAGGCGGAGAAUCAGGCGGGGCGGUCGGCCAGUAACAUCAAAUGGAACGAGAUGGAAAAGAAAAUUGAGAACAGCGAAAAAAAGAUGGAAAAGGAAACGGCGAAUAUAAAAAAGGGAUUAAAAGAGAUGAAAGAAAAGUUGAUAGCCGAGGUGGUAGAAGAAAAUGAUGCCAGGACCUCUAUCUCUACCUCUAUCUCAAGGAUGGGGGAGGGAGCAAGGAUUGCGGAAAUUGAAGGGUAG